AUGGAAGCCGUUGGUUCAUCGCCGGAAACCGUGGAGGUUGCCGGCGCGUCACCCAAUGCUCCGACUACGUCGGACCAGGCGACGGCUCAACGCAAAACGGGCAAACGUGAUCGUGUCGCACUGGCGUGCCAGCGAUGCAAGACACGAAAGCAGAAGUGUGAUGGCCAGCGGCCAGCUUGCGCGUCGUGCGCGCGGCUGUCGUUGAAAUGUGUCCCCCUCGUCCCCGCUGCGGGUGAGAAGAAGCUGUACAUCAAAGCCUUGGAACAAAGGGUUGCGGAACUUGAAUCGGCCCUUGCAUCCCUAGGGCAUCUCGGAGUUGGUAAUGAUCAUCUCAGAGGCAUGCUAGGUGCAUCAUCUUCUUUCUCACAGCAGGCUGGUGUGUCGGGUAGCCCGUCUGGCAUUGGCUCUCAACAGUUGCGACAAGACUCUGAAGACGAUGGCAACGACAUUCUCAAUGCUGUACGAGACUUGUCAUUAUCCGCCUCUGGGCAUUAUGUUGGGGCUUCAUCAAACAUCACUAUUGGACGUGUUCUGAGCUCUGUGGUUCAUAGCCAGAGGAACACAGUGAACCCGGGCAUCGACGACCUUGGAGCCCAAGACGAAGAUGACCCGGCCCCUAAAUCUGUUUACUCAACGAGGCUCACCGACGUCGUUGGAGAACCGUUUCUGAGCCCAAACGUCGCCCACAGAUUACUCGAGGGUUGGUUUCGACACACUGCAACACGCUAUCCCGUUCUGCAUACGGCGAAUGUGAUGGAUCUUCACAACAAUAGGGAAAACCUGGCCAACGACUACGAUAAAAGUAUACUUCAUCUCAUAUACGCUAUCAGUGGCCGGUGGCUCGAGUCCGCGGGAGAAAUGGGUCAUUUUUUCAGUGAUCAGCAUUAUGAUGCGGCCUUUGAAAACAUGGACACGAUAUUACAGCUUCGUGACUCUCGAACUGUGGACUACCUUUUACUGAUGGCUCUCUACUGCACGAGGGCGCCUAGAGAUCCAGGAGCUUGGACCUACGUGCGAGCUGCCAUGCAAUUAUGCAUAGAACUUGGUUUGCAUCGUCGUCCGAGGCGACAAGUGUCAAGCGUUGAAGGGGAAAUGCACAAGCGCCGCUUCUGGACGACAUAUUUUCUGGAUCGGGACAUAUCAAUCGCCAUUGGGAGGCCACCAAGUAUAUCGGAUCAUGACAUUGAUGCAGACCUUCCUCUUGACAUCAACGAGGAUACACGAAGUGAUGAUAUUGUCCGUCAGGCGGCGAUCCACGUCAGCAAUAUUCCCUCGAACCCAGCGACCACACUGACUUCCUUCAUACAUAGGCUAAGGCUCAAGAGGAUAGAGUCUGAGAUACAGCAUGUGGUCUACAGGGUCGACCAGUCAGAAAAAGUCACCGAUGCUACGAUACGCUCGUUCUUGGAUCAACUCAAUUUGUGGAACGACUCUAUCCCGUUUGAAGCUCGGAACUUCGCCCACCAACCAAACACGGCAUAUGACGGCCUAGAGUUCUAUACCAUCCAUUAUCAUCGUUGUGUCCGUUUCUUAUUAUACCCGUCACUCGCCGAAGUACCUGUCAACAUGCAUUACUUAAAAUUGUGUGCAGAUGCCUGUGCAGGCAUCAUCUCAGAUUAUAGAAGGUUGCACCACGUCUUUCCGGUUGGAUUCUCUGCAUUGAGCAUACAAUCUAUGUUUUUGGCAGGUCUAACGCUUAUUUAUUGUGCGUGGCUUGCUCCUGUAAACUACAUCAGCGUCGACGCGCCAUUAACGGACUGUCAAUUAUUGCUCUAUAUUGUGACUGAGCGGUAUCCGUCGGCUCGUAAAUAUAGAGACGUAUUCGAGCGCAUCAAGAGGGCUAUCCUGGACUUGAUCGCUCAGGGAAAACAUGAGCCUCGAAAUCCCGUUCACCUGGAGCCAGCCGUUCAGGAGAGUGUCAGCAAAUUCCAGGGCCAGUGGGGAGGAGGCAUGGCCGGGAUGGGGUCUGACUUCUCAUUCAUGAUCAACACCAUGACUGGCAACGCUGCGGCGACCCCGCCCUUUGACAUCGGAAUGGACCCUACUGCAACUUCUCUCAUUGGAAGCCAGCCGCAGCAGGCAUCGGAUCUAGGCCAAUUCCAGCAGAUGUGGCAUGGAAUGCCACAUGUACCGGACGGCAUGGGUGAUCUGCGAGGGAUGUUUCAAUGA
Molecule: messenger RNA, 2169 nt
Organism: Neoarthrinium moseri
Lineage: Eukaryota; Fungi; Ascomycota; Sordariomycetes; Amphisphaeriales; Apiosporaceae
Exons: 4
Coding region: 1-2169 (722 amino acids)
Biological process (GO): DNA-templated transcription; positive regulation of transcription by RNA polymerase II
Molecular function (GO): zinc ion binding; DNA-binding transcription factor activity, RNA polymerase II-specific; sequence-specific DNA binding
Source: RefSeq, a predicted model, not a curated record